Messenger RNA from Branchiostoma belcheri (Belcher's lancelet), 816 nucleotides. RefSeq names its product putative ankyrin repeat protein RF_0381. Lineage: Eukaryota; Metazoa; Chordata; Leptocardii; Amphioxiformes; Branchiostomatidae. The record is from RefSeq and is a predicted model, not a curated record. Bases 41 to 787 code for a protein of 248 amino acids. Gene Ontology annotation, molecular function: protein binding. The transcript has 5 exons.
UGUGGUAAUCCACAAGCAGAGAUAUCUUACGGUACACAAGAUGGGGGAACGUCCGACCGCCUUUCGCCAGCGAAAACUUUCCUCGCUGGUUUACGAUGAGGAUGAAGUCGAGGAACUCUGGGCGGCCGUGGACUCGGGAAACUUCGGCCAAGUUCGGAAACUGAGCCGAGGGGAGCUGGAACUCGACCGUGUGUAUGGCGAGAAGGCCUUCAACUUCCUGUGGCAGGCUGGACUAAGGAAUCACCUGGACAUUGUACGAGAGCUGAUUCGCGCAGGCGCAGACGUGAACUGGCGACAGCCCACCACGGGUGACACACUGCUCAUGUUCGCCGUCAAGAUGCAGAAAGAGGAGCUGGUGUGUACACUGCUGGAAGAAUGCGACCCCCCGAGUGACGUCAACCUGCCGAACAGCUGUUUUGAGCUGCCCCUUCACGCGGCUGUGGAGGCGGGGAAUGUGGACCUGGUGCAGAUCCUGCUGCAGAGCAGGGCCAAGGUCAACUUCAAGAAUAUAGAUGGCGACACUCCCCUGCAUUAUGCUGUGAAACGCGAAAGCAAGGAGAUCGCCUCCAUUCUCUUAGACAGCGGCUGCCGAAGCGACAUUGCGAACGACGAGGGCCAGACAUGCCUCCAUCUUGCCGCCAUGAAAAACAACAUGGACCUGGUCCAACUGCUGGUCAAAGCAGGCUGCAGCGCCAGGACCAGAGACAAGGCGAAGAAGGUCCCACAGGACUACGCCACAGACACAGCUAUUGUAGACUAUCUGGACAUGCAACCUGCCAUAGAUUAGAAGUCUGUCACAGUGCUAACAAAAACUGU